Molecule: messenger RNA, 594 nt
Organism: Trichoderma gamsii
Lineage: Eukaryota; Fungi; Ascomycota; Sordariomycetes; Hypocreales; Hypocreaceae
Exons: 3
Coding region: 1-594 (197 amino acids)
Source: RefSeq, a predicted model, not a curated record
AUGGAGGCUAUCCAGGAACAGGUUGUCGUGUCGUCGCCUCAGGCGGGCCAGCGAGGCUAUGGCAGCAAAAAGAGAAGAGACGUGCCCAAGCAGAAACAUGAGGCCUUGGGCGGGCUCCGCACCUCUUGCCGCGUGAUUGGACAGGGCCCCGGAGCCUGUCAGAAGCCCCUCCUCCAAUCCGGCUCUGGGCUUCCAAGACAUUCCAUUCGACAAAACGUCCGCCGACCCAACCAGGUGACGACGUGCGGCCCCAGUGAAACCCGCGUGGUGGACGAGCAGCCAAGCUACGCUCUCCUGACUGGACCGCUCAGCUUGGACCUGACACGAGUCGAGCCACUAGAGCUAGAGAGAACGAACGAGGAGUACUUGGUACGAGGGAGAGGAAGAGUACCGUCACUCCUCCACAAUAAGCUUCCCGUCGAGUCUAUCGCUAGCUUGCUAGUCCGCUAUAAGCAAAAUGGUACUUGCGACUUCUGUAUCGCCGCUACUGAGAGCAGUGUGCAUACAGUAGCAACCGCAAACUACGCGGCGCAGAAGGAUGAACUACGGAGCCCAUCAGGAUCCAGAGAUGGACCGUUGGCGGGUAGCUUGUAA